This is a messenger RNA of Triticum turgidum subsp. durum (durum wheat), 1434 nucleotides long. The record is from the annotation of a GenBank genome assembly. Lineage: Eukaryota; Viridiplantae; Streptophyta; Magnoliopsida; Poales; Poaceae.
AUGCCGCCGGCCGAGAGUUUCGCCGUCGAGGUCCUCUCGCGGUCGCUCGUCCAGGCCUCCGACCCGCCGCGGGGAUUCCCGGCGGUGCUCCCGGUCUCCAACCUGGACCUCGUCCUCGGCUCCUUCCACGUCUUCUUCAUCGCCGUCUACCCGGCGCCCGCCGCGGGCUUCCCGGCCGUGGCCGCGGCCGCGCGCGCCGCGCUCCCGGCCUUCCUCUCCCGCUUCUACCCCUUCGCCGGCCGCGUCGUGCCCAGCGCCUCCACCGGCGUGCCGGACGUCGUCUGCGGCAACGAAGGGGCCGAGCUCGUGGUCGCGUACGCCGACGCGGCGCUCGCGGACGUGGACUUCGCCGACGCCGGCGCCUCGCUGGGGCGCAUCCAGCUGCCGUUCGAGCGGGGGCUCGCGCUGUCGCUGCAGCUCGUCCGGUUCGCGUGCGGUGGGUUCUCGCUCGCCUGGGGCACCGACCACCUGCUCGUCGACGGCCACGGGCUCACCACGCUGCCCAACGCCUGGGCCGAGAUGCUCGUCGCGGGCGGCCUCUCGUGGGAGCCCCACCACGACCGCGCCUCCCUCUUCCGGCCCCGCUCGCCGCCGCGGUACGGCCCGUCGCUGGACGCCGAGUUCGUGCGCUACGACCCGGCCAGCCUCCCCAACGCCCUCCUAGCCGCCGCCCUCGUGCGCCGCAACUACGUCGUGGAUGCCGCAGACGUCGACCGCCUCCGCGCGGCGGCAAGCGGCCCCGUCCGCCGCGCCACGCGGCUUGAGGCCCUCUCCGCGCACGUAUGGAAGCUGCUCGCCGCGGCCGUGGGCGGCUCCGACACGCACUGCCGCAUGGCGUGGCUCGUCGACGGCCGCCGGGGCCUCGACCCCGCCAAAUACAACAAGACCCACGUCAACAACUACCUUGGCAACGUCGUCACCUACGCGUCCCGGGAGGCGGUCGUGGAGACGGUGCGCUCCUCCCCGCUCGCCGACGUGGCGACGAUGGCCGCCGCGGCCAUCGCGGAGGUGUUCCGGCAGGAGCGGUACGAGGAGCUGGUGGACUGGAUGGAAGCGCACAAGGGGGUGUUCGCGGAGGGCGGCAAGUGGACGGAGGCGGUGGGGCUGGGCACGGGCAGCCCGGCGCUGGUGGUGUCGGCGUUCGUGCCGUUCAGGGUGGAGGGCGACUUUGGGUUCGGCCCGCCGCGGCUGGUGAUGCCGUGGGUGCGGCCGGGGAGGCUCGGGUCGGCGGCCAUGACAGUGAUCCGGAGCCCCGCGGGAGACGGGUCGUGGCUGGUCACCGCCAGGAUGUGGCCGCGGCUCGCCGACGCCGUGGACGCCGACCCGGAGGCCGUGUUCAAACCGGCCACCGCCGAGCGGCUCAGUUUCGUCACGCGCCGCCGCGGCGAGCUGGCGGCCACCGAGACGGCGCAGCACGCCGUGAGCCGCAUGUGA